Molecule: messenger RNA, 2857 nt
Organism: Peromyscus leucopus (white-footed mouse)
Lineage: Eukaryota; Metazoa; Chordata; Mammalia; Rodentia; Cricetidae
Gene: Crppa
Product: CDP-L-ribitol pyrophosphorylase A
Exons: 10
Coding region: 751-2097 (448 amino acids)
Biological process (GO): protein O-linked glycosylation via mannose; isoprenoid biosynthetic process
Cellular component (GO): cytosol
Molecular function (GO): D-ribitol-5-phosphate cytidylyltransferase activity
Source: RefSeq, a predicted model, not a curated record
GUUACUUAGCAUUUUUAUUUCCUCCAUCAAGGAAUUUGACCACUAGGGUUUUUCUUGUUAACAUGAGAUGUGUGUUGGUUAUUCAGCAGUUACUGUGAUUGCUGUCGUUCUCUGGUCACAACAAAAACGCACUUGCUCAACAGGAUCACCUUUGCAACUUUGAAAACGUUCCACAGCCUUUGGCUGCACACUAGACUAAUCAAAUGCCAAAUUUUGAUCAUGGAACACAGGGUUCAGAGACACUCUGCUCGGUGGUUCCAUCGUGCAGGCAGGUCUGGGAAUCAGUCUGGGUUCUAGACUUCUCCUAUCCCAUUCACCUGACUGCUUGGUAGAAUCAGUGCGCAUUUGCGGACAUCGAAAUUCCUAUAACCGAGGCGCACACAUCUGGGUUUUGUACUGUAACUUGAACACAGAUCUUUCCCACUUAUCUAGAAUGGGGACAGUGACUGUGUCGUGCCCAGCUGCGUGUGUGUGACCAUCACUUGUGUAAGGACUGCAACCACAGUCUCAGCUGGGCCUGCCCGGAGGGAGAGAGGGAAGAGCAGGAAGAGCGCUCGCAGCCUGGGGCGCUGGGCCCGGGCGGGGAAGACAGGCUCGGCCGCUCCCGCGGGGAUCAGCCCCGGGGCCCACCUUCCCCUUCUCGGCGCCGCUCCUCGCCCACCCCGACCCGCGAUCGCGGCCCAGGGCUGGUGUUGGCGCCCCCUUCUCGGUUCCCGCCUGCACCGCGGGGUUCAGAGCUCUGCUCGAGUCAUGGAGCUGGGGCCGCACAGCAGGCCCGCUGAGCCGGGGCGUUGCGUGAGCGGCUCGCCGAGCGCGGGCUCAGCGUUCCCGGCGUCCCGGGUGUCUGCCGCCGGGGCCGAGCCCGUGAGUCGGCCCACAGCCGUGGCCGCCGUGCUGCCGGCCGGAGGCUGCGGGGAGAGGAUGGGCGUCCGCACCCCGAAGCAGUUCUGCCGCGUUCUGGAGAGGCCGCUCAUCAGCUACACCCUGCAGGCCCUGGAGAGAGUAUGCUGGAUAAAGGACAUUGUCGUGGCAGUGACAGGGGAGAACAUGGAAGCAAUGAGGAACAUCAUCCAGAGGUACGGGCACAAGCGCAUCUCACUAGCUGAGGCCGGAGCCACGCGCCACAGGUCGAUUUUCAGCGGACUGAAAGCCCUGGCAGAGGAUCAGCCAGCCUGUAAACUCGCUAAGCCAGAAGUGGUGAUUAUCCACGAUGCCGUGAGACCUUUUGUGGAGGAAGACGUUCUCCUGAGAGUUGUCACGGCGGCUAAGGAGCAUGGGGCAGCAGGGGCAAUUCGACCUCUGGUGUCCACUGUCAUCAGUCCCGCGGCAGAUGGCUGCUUGGACCACGCCCUGGACCGGGCCAAACACCGGGCAAGUGAAAUGCCACAGGCUUUUCUCUUUGAUGUGAUCUAUGAGGCGUAUCAGCAGUGUAGUGACUAUGACUUGGAAUUUGGAACAGAGUGCUUGCAGUUGGCCCUAAAAUACUGUCACACGAAAGCGAAACUUGUAGAAGGGCCCCCCGAGCUCUGGAAGGUGACCUACAAACAAGAUCUGUAUGCAGCCGAAUCACUGAUUAAGGAGAAAAUUUCACAAGAGAUUUGUGUGGUUGUGAACACAAAAGAUGAAGAAUCUGUAGGGCAUCUUCUCAAGGAAGUGCUAAAAAAUGAAUUAAAUUGUGCUACCAUCACAUCCACAGCUCUGGACCACUCAGGUGGAGACAUUCAGAACUUCCUCAUAGACCAGUGCUGUAGCUUCAUCUGGGUGACUGUUCUGUCCUCUGAUUUUCAAGAGACCCGGAAGUUCCUGACUGCACUUGAGGAGAGCAGCCUUCCUCUCUUGUAUCCAGUAGUUGUUGUUUUGGUACACUGCCUUGACUUCACCUUAGUCCCGCCCACUCAGAAGAUGGAAAGCCUGAUGUGGAUCAGGGGCUUGGCAAAGGAAGUGAAAAAAAGGAAUGUUUUAUUAAGUGGACUCCUCAUAAACUACUCACAGGAUGAGCAGAAACUACAAGAGAGUUUACAGCAAGGUGCUUCCAUCAUAGCUGCCCUAGUUAAAGAAAGAAGUCCUGCACUCGCUGGUCAGCUCCUGGUGGCAUGAAGAACACAGACCAGUCAUCAAUGAGCUGCCAAGGACACUUCCCCAGACUCCACCUCGUGCCUGUCUCCCCACCUCACUGUCUCUCUCUCAUGUGUGGGAGAGAUGUUUAGUUGUUUUCUCCAUCUUGCCACUUAUAGGAUGUAAUGUUUAGGUUGUCAAGAUGGGUUAGUGUUCAUGUCCAUGAAAUUAUGUGUGUCAAACAUAAAUGGCUUCAACCAUAAAAGGAUAGAUAAAUGAAAAAUACUGCCCUUAUGUAAGGAACCUGCUCACUCCUCCAGGGAGUCCAAUUUCAAUGAUCAAGUGAGCUAUCCCUUCAGGAGAUGAAACUUUAGACAGCUUAGCUAUUAUCUUAACUCUAUGUAACUUAACAGAUUGGUGCCAUUUUGAUGGAGACAAUGAAAAUGCUUCAGAAUUAUCCAGAACUCUAAAAUUGUCUUCUCACUAUGUGAUAUUAUAUCUUUUUGCCUUGUUUUAGAAUUCAUCACAUCUUAUAAAGAAAAGGGAAGCUGGGGAAUUGACUCAGUGAGAAAGUACUUGCUGAGUAUGAAUGGAGCAAUAUCACAAAAGAAAAAGAAAAGGCUUGGAAAUGUUGGGUAUAAACAAGAACUGGGUUGUCUCCAGUUUUUUCACCUUUCCCUCCUGUUGCUCUCAGUCUCUGAAGAGCCUGGAAUUCCUGUCCACUCUUCUAUUUUUUUGGGGGGAGGGGGUUCAAGACAGGGCUUCUCCGUGUAGUUUUGAUGACUGUCCUGGAUCUCACUCU